This is a messenger RNA of Zea mays, 998 nucleotides long. RefSeq names its product ethylene-responsive transcription factor FZP. Gene Ontology annotation, molecular function: DNA-binding transcription factor activity; DNA binding. Gene Ontology annotation, biological process: regulation of DNA-templated transcription. Bases 245 to 805 code for a protein of 186 amino acids. The record is from RefSeq and is a predicted model, not a curated record. The transcript has a single exon. Lineage: Eukaryota; Viridiplantae; Streptophyta; Magnoliopsida; Poales; Poaceae.
UCCAUGCAUGAAUGCAUCCCACCCACGACGACAAGCCAACUCCGUCAUCCUUUUGACACUAUAAAACCCAUGGCGCGACUCGCGAGUGGUCCCAGCCCAGCCCCCAAGUGACAAGUCCAAAGCCCUAGCUAGCUGGUUCACUUCACUAUUCACUCGUCGUGUGGUCUAGCUAGCUAGUGUCUACUAGCUCGUUUGUUGGGUAGCCCAGCCUAUUGCUAGUUACGUCGUCGAGUGGCUGCUGGCAAUGGCGGACCAGGCGGUGGCAGCGACGACCGCGCACGACCAGCACCAGCAACAGCAGCGGAGGCGGCGCUCGCGGGCGUCGAGCGAGUACCUGGGCGUGCGGCGGCGGCCGUGGGGCAGGUACGCCGCGGAGAUCCGGAACCCGGUGACCAAGGAGCGCCACUGGCUCGGCACCUUCGACACAGCCGAGGACGCCGCCGUCGCCUACGACCUCUCAGCGAUCUCCAUCUCCGGCCCCGCCGCCGCGCGCACCAACUUCUGCUACCCGCGCGGGGCCGCCCGCGGGCUCCCCUCGGCGCACGCGCUCCCGCGGCAGGGGCUGCAGCUGCUGCCUCACUCUCCGGCGGUGCCAUCCCCGGCGGCGCCGCCAUCGGCGUUGUUGCCCGCGGGUGGCGGCGGCGGCGGUGGAACGGUGGAUGGCUGUGAUUAUGAUUGUGAAUGGCGCCACCUCAAGGCGGUGGAGGAGGCCGAUGCCGACGACGAGUCCAUGACGAUCGCGGCCAUUCUGCAGAGCUUCCAGCAUCUGAACGCUCCAUCGGCACCCCCUGCCUCGCUGUAUUAGCUGUACUGUACGCGUGUGACCUGUUUGAGAACUGGGCCAGAGAGUAUGAGUGUAUGACGUGGGGGUGAUGUAUGCUCAUAGUCAUAACCCGUGUCAGCCAUACAUCUUUAGCAUGUCGCAUUCUAGUUUCUUAUUACUCCAUUUGGUACACCCUUUUACCAGUAAUAGACAAGAAGAACAACAAUAACAACAA